Messenger RNA from Manacus vitellinus (golden-collared manakin), 4304 nucleotides. It is a transcript of the gene SAR1B, whose product is annotated as secretion associated Ras related GTPase 1B. Lineage: Eukaryota; Metazoa; Chordata; Aves; Passeriformes; Pipridae. Gene Ontology annotation, cellular component: endoplasmic reticulum exit site; COPII vesicle coat. The transcript has 6 exons. The coding region runs from base 23 to 616 and encodes 197 amino acids. The record is from RefSeq and is a predicted model, not a curated record. Gene Ontology annotation, biological process: vesicle organization; endoplasmic reticulum to Golgi vesicle-mediated transport; membrane organization. Gene Ontology annotation, molecular function: GTPase activity; GTP binding.
UUUCAGACUGUAAGAUUCAGAUAUGUUCCUAUUUGAUUGGAUUUACAGUGGUUUCAGUAGCGUAUUACAGUUUUUAGGACUGUACAAGAAAUCAGGCAAACUAGUGUUUCUUGGACUGGACAAUGCUGGGAAAACUACACUGCUGCACAUGCUCAAAGAUGACAGACUGGGGCAACACGUCCCCACGUUACACCCCACUUCAGAAGAGCUGACAAUUGCUGGCAUGACUUUCACUACCUUUGAUCUGGGUGGACAUGCUCAAGCUCGCAGAGUGUGGAAAAACUACCUGCCUGCAAUUAAUGGCAUUGUGUUCUUGGUGGACUGUGCAGAUCAUGAAAGGUUGCUUGAAUCAAAAGAAGAACUUGAUUCACUAAUGACAGAUGAAACUAUUGCUAAUGUGCCUAUCCUAAUUCUUGGUAACAAGAUUGACAGACCAGAAGCCAUCAGUGAAGAAAGGCUACGAGAGACAUUUGGUCUGUAUGGCCAGACAACAGGAAAGGGCAACACACCACUGAAGGACCUGAAUGCCAGGCCCCUGGAGGUGUUCAUGUGCAGUGUGCUAAAGAGACAAGGCUAUGGGGAGGGGUUCCGCUGGAUGGCCCAGUACAUCAACUGAUGGAUGCCAGAAUCCCAGCAGCACACCCUGCCCCUGGCUGAACCUUGUCUGCUCCUCCUCUGAUCACUCAGUGUGCGUAACUUGAAUCCAUUUGACUGUUCAAGUCAGAAAAAUACACCUUUUUAGCUGAUUAUAUCAUUGAUGCUAAAUUAUAAGUGUUGAGGAUUGAAAAAUUAUUUCACGUUUGUAAGUUGAAAUACCACAACCUGUGAGCUUUCUAAUCCCAUGCAACCUCCUUUUGCAGCUUUUAAUUUAAUGAGUCUCCAGCACCAUUUUUGGUCAGAGCAACUUUCCAGUACAGUAUGUUUGAAUGCACUUUUUAACAGCUAAAAACGAUGAACAUGUGAAAAAAAAAAUAUUUAAUGCUUAUGUUAAAUUUUUUUAUGUACUUUUUUGAAACUGGUUUUAUAACUUUAGAGUAUAUAACCAUCUUUCAAGGAAUAAUAAAUAAUUAGCUGAUGGAUAAUUGCAUGAUGCCUUACAGUUUUCAAUAACACACUUUCUUAUGCAACGUCAUGCAAUAAAUUUAAAUCCAGUUUUUGGCAACUUUAAUGGGAAAUGUUUCGUUUUAAUGUGUCUUAACUAGUGAGGCUGCCUGGUGAUCUGAAUAUGUGGGAUAUUUUCCUGAAACACAGCAGGCCACAAAGUAGUUCCAUUGUAGGUUAGAGUAAAGGUGGGGUUUUUCAGACUACCAAAUUGCAUUUGUUUUAAGGAUUUUGCAUAGUAAAGGAAAAAUCUAAGGUGAUGCCCUUCAAGUACAAAUAAUGUAAAUUAGCUGUGCCAAAGUAAAUCUUAAACUAAUAUCAAAAGUGGUCUUAAUCUCCUGGUCUCUGGAAUUAAACCCCUGAUGUGGCAUAAGAAAUACAGUUUCUUUCUGAAGAAAAAUUAAGAAUAUCACUGCACUAAAUAUCUUGUUUCCAAUUUCAUUAGUUUUGGGGUCUGCCAGCAGAUUUGCCUGUGAAAUUGCCAGGAAAAAAAAGUGUUGCCAUUGCUGCUUGUGAAAAUUUAUCAGCUCACACCCAAUUGACCAGUUUUAGUUUUGGUACUUUAGACUGGGACAAGAGGGAUUCUUUUGUGUGGUUUUUGCCCUGACACCUGGCCAGUGGGGCAGCUGCUGGCUGCCCAGGGGACUUAUUUCUGGGGUAAAAUUCAGUUAUCUGCAGUCCCUGUUUCCAGUCUUCUGGUUUUCCCUGGCUCCCCAAGGAAAAAGCAGGUUAUCUUUGAAGAAAGGGUGUUGUCUGUCAGCAUUUUGUUGGUGCUGCCUGGGAGCUGUGGUUGGUGCUUCCAUGUGCUGGGGAUGUUUUAUUUUACUGUGAAAUGAAGGUGGGGUUUCAUCCCUGAAGUCACUGUUUCACCUUGAUGGGUUUGGGUUUCACUCUGUAGUUUGUUUUCCCCUUGUACAAAUACAAACUGCUGCAAGUUUUACUGGAUCCCUUUUACCUCCUGCUGUAGGUCUUCUCCAAAAUACUUUAGGCCUUAUGUUUCUAAUAUCCAUGGCAGCAAAUGUAUUUCUGACUGGUUUGAUUUCAUAAAUAACUUUCUCUGGGAUGGAAUCUCAGAUUUAAAGCCUGUAGGCUCAUAGCAAAUAAAUGAGACUUAUUCCUUGCCCAAAUCUGAACUGGUAUGAUUGAAUAUUGAUGAUCAGUUCCCCACAGUCCUAGACUGUGCAUCUGAAUAAGAUGAAUAAUUCAGAACAUAGCUAAUAUAAAUUGUAAAUGAAGUUUAUUGCUGCAGAAUAGUGUGCAGAGCAUUAAGCCCAGUUUGUGCACAGUGAAGUUCAGUGUGAUGGUAUCAGAUGGCUUUUCCAAAUGACCAGCACAAGAGAAUUCUGCAUGUAAACCAGUGCUCAGCUGUAGAGUAGUGUCUCUGCUGCAGAAAUCCAAACUGGAGGUAAGAAGUGGCCUCUCACCAGCGUGUGGACAGUGUGUUGUGAGUCUUUACUCCCUACAGCCAUUGUGUAGGGGAUGUGCCUCUUGGGUUUUUUUUCUCUAACUUUUUCUGAUGGUGGCUGUAAUGCAGAGAACAGCUAAAUCACUAGAUGGUGUAAAUAUUAAAGGUACUACUUGCAGAGUCACAUUGUAGUGUUGAUGUGAGAGACUCGGGACUGUGCUGCCUGUGCUGAUGGAAAUGAAGCUGGAGGUGGAGAUGUUCUGCUGCACUUCCACAGGCUGAGCCAUUGCAUGGGCACAGAGGGUCCUCUUCACCUGCUCUUCCAACCAACCAUGAGCAGCAGCAGCAAAGAAAGGGAUAAUCCUAUGAAAAAUUGAAAAAGAAGGGAGGUGAUAGUGCUUGAAAAGUGUGUGUUAAGAACAAUUCUCACUGUUAUGGAAACACUCAGAUUUCCUGGUUCCUGCUGUGGGAUGCUGCCUGAAAUGUGGUUGCUGUAAGGGCAUGAAGAAAUCUGGACCUUGUGUUUAUCCACCUGGGUGCUGGAAUGGUUCCUGCUGUGGGAACAGCUGAUCAACACUCAGUGAAGUACACAAACAAUCUUGCUCUGUUCAUUCAGCAGAGGAAGGAUCUUCCUUCUGUAGUUUACCUUCUGUUGUGCACUUGAAUGUGAAUGAGUGUUGUGUGUCUUUGUGUGAAGACUUCAUUAAUAGACAAAUAACUUGAUGAGAGUUUUCCUGGUGGUUCUCAUUCCUACUCCCCCCCACAUCUCCCUGGCCAUUUAUUUCUAUCUUAUUCCUAAGACUGUGACCAGUCUUGCUUAAACAAAAGCAACAUUCACAUCUGGGUCUGACUUCUAUGAAUUGAUUUUUUUUUUGCACUCUUGACUAUGCAGAUUUCAAUUAAACAUCACUUUAAAGAAUGUGAAAAAGAAAACUCAUUAAUAAAGAUGUUAUUUAUGAAGUGUCUCAUUUUGUUUUUACAUUACAACAGUUCCUUAAGAGAAAUGAAUGCAGAUUUCUAAGAUCCUAAUAACUACUUGUGACAGUGGCCUGUAUUUCACUGCAGUGACCCCAGUUGCUGGCAUCUCUGGGUUAAGAUUUAUUUUGCUUGUAUUUAGUUAAAAUUGGGGUUUAGUAUGUACUGUAUAACUGAGAGGUGAUUGCUGUAUUUCAGUCUUGGUUUAAUAAAUUUUUCAGCAAUUAUUGGCAUUGGAGAGGGGAAGGAUCUCCAAGUUUUCUCAUUUGUCCUCUUGCCAGAUCAAGAUAAUUUCAUUAUUAUUUCUGUGUUCGGGUCCUGUCUUUGAUGUGCCAGAGGUGACCUGUGGCAUUCACUGGAGUACAUACAAUACCAGAAUGUAUGGGAGCUUUAUUGGAUUUUGAUGAUUGCAACUGAACACCAAAUAGAACAUUUGGCACCUAUUUAUUUAUAAUAAUGUCAGUUCAGAAAAUGAUGGAGGUGGUCUCCAACCCCAGUGAAUUCACAGGUCUGCUUGAGGUCGAAUUGUUCUUCUCUUGUUUGUACUGUCCAAAUAUUUGAUUGUUACCAACCAAAGUCCAGUAUUUCUAUUGACUGCACCGUGCUCAGAUUUAGGUCACAUAAAUGUUAGUUUUGGGCCGAGGAGUUACAUUAAAACAGCCUCAUCCAGUGGCUGUCACUGGGGUCUUGUAGCUUCCUCACACUGAGAUAAAACCACUCUUUGCACCAGUAUCUGUGUGGAACUGGAUUCUGUUUGGAAAUGUGAGUGCUCUAAAUGUUUAAAAGCAUAAUUUAUAUAAUAAACUGCGGAAGAGAAGCUUAA